Messenger RNA from Hansenula ciferrii, 861 nucleotides. RefSeq lists its product as uncharacterized. Lineage: Eukaryota; Fungi; Ascomycota; Saccharomycetes; Phaffomycetales; Wickerhamomycetaceae. The transcript has a single exon. Bases 1 to 861 code for a protein of 286 amino acids. The record is from RefSeq and is a predicted model, not a curated record.
AUGCCCUCAUACAUAAAUAUGGAGUGUUUUGAUCAUAUUCCAAAAUCUGAAUUUCAAGAAUCAGAGAAUACAUUUGUGUCAAGGUUGAAAAAGAAGAAAAGAAUUAAAGAGGAUUCAAUUGUGUUCCACUUCAUUCAUAAUCGUAAAAUCAUUGCAAGAUUUAGGUUUAAUCAAUUCAUUGCAAAACAUUAUGGUAUAGUGAAAAUUGCAGGUGCUAUAGAAUAUAAGACAAUAUAUAAAGAUUACAAAGGAAUAUUGAGUGAAGAAGAAUUAACUUCCAAGGGAAUCACUAGAGCUAAAGGUUUCAAAUUCAUUUUAGAUCACAAGGGGAAUGUCCUAAUUGAAUAUGAACAAAUUUUCAAAUACGUUUCUCAAUUUUAUAAAGAUGGAUUAUCCAUUUGUAAAAAUCAUACCAAAAAAAUUGUUAAUAUUGAAGGUAAAAUGAUCACUAAAGUUUUCCAUUAUUUGGAUUAUAUGAUGUUAAUCCACAAAUUUAAUUGUUCUAGGUAUGAACAAGAUCCUGACAUUUCUCAAGAAAACUUUCAAGAUGAUGAUUCACCUAAAUUCAAGCGUGCUACACCUAUUUUUGGCAUUCAAAGAGCAAACAAUGAACAGCAGGAAAAUAUAGCCCCUGAAGAUAACUUUAUAGAUUUAACCACUCCAGAAGCUUUAAAUAUCCAAAGGGAUGGAUAUCCAUCACCAGUCUCAUCAAAUUCAUCAGCUGAUUCAACAAUUUUAACCAUAGAUAUUUCACCAAUUGCUUUACAUCGUACCGCUAAAAAUAGGAUAAGCAAAAGAAGCAAUAUGAACAAUCAGCUUGCAGAAUUAUCAGAUACCCAUGAUCCCAAGUUGGAAGCUUGA